AUUAUUAUAAUUUUUGGUUAAAUCAAAUGAAGAACGGUGAAAACCCCAUAGCAACUAUUAUUAUUUCCAUAAUCUUCUUUACAUGUUUUGAUAUACCUAUUUAUUGAUAACUAUGAUCAAUUCUAAGUAAAUAAACAAUCCAAAAAAAAAUUUAUAAUGAAAAUUAAAAAUUUCAAUAAACAAUUUAGUUUAAAAUCAAUUAAUACCACGGGGAAUAUUGAUAAAAUUGAAUUAACAUCCAUGUACACUGGACCACCAUUUGCUAUAGCUAGUAGACAAAUUGAAAAUGGUUUAUUAGAUUGUAAAGAAUUAUUAGAUUCAAAAAUGUUUUAUAAUAUAUCGAAUUCAACAAAUACUACAACUACUACUAAAAACAAUACUACUAAUAAUAAUAGUAAUAAUGUUAGUUAUAUACCGUCAGGUAGUAAAUAUGAAUGUUAUCAUUCAUUAUUAUCAAAUGAAGACCAAGUUUACAAUAAUAAUAAUUUAAAAUCUUUACCAAGACGUAAAUUCCUAUCCAAACAAUAUAAAUCAAUAGAUGUCAUGAUGAAACCUUCUUCUAUCACUGAUUAUGAUGAUAUAACCAUCAAAACAUCUAAUAAAUCUGUUGCAUUUAUUGAAUGUGAUAAUUAUAAAUUAGAUACCAUGGAAACUAUACAUAAUGAACCGGAAUAUAUUCAAAUAAAAAAUAAAAUAAAAAAUAAAACCAAAUCAAUCAUUGAUAAUCUAUUACAUAAUAGAUCAUUAACAUGUUGUAAGCCAAAUAUGAAUUAUAAUUUAUGUACAAAUUUAUCUGAUUAUAUUCAUGCAAAUAAUAGACGUAAACAAAUUGUGAUAAUUAUUAUUGUAUUAUCGAUUUUAUUAUUGAUUAUUAUUAUUAUUACUAUGGUAAUAUUGUAUAAAUUAUAUGACGAAUCACCAACGUCUUCAUAUUCAUUGUCACCAACAUCGUCACCAUUAUCAUCACCGACAACAUCAUCAUCAUUACAAUUAUCUUCUGAAUUAUUAAAUCUAGAACCAUUACAUUCUACAUUAUCAUCAUUAAAUCGAAUACCAACUUAUAAUCAACAACUUAAUAUAUCUAAAAUUUUAUCUACUAAUCACAGUAAUAUUAACAAUAGUAGUAGUAAUAAUAGUAGUAUUAAUAUAAGUAGUAUAGAUCAAAAAUGUAAAACACAAAAAUUUUGUUUAAAUAUAAGUUGUUUACAAAUUGCAUCUAUAUUAGCUGAACGUUUAGGACGUUAUAAUCGUCCUAAAAUGAUAACUAAUUUAUUAAACAAUCAAUGUACCAUAGAACAUAUUGAUCAAUUGAUUAAAAUAUUUUAUAUUGGUGAUGAAUUUCAUUUAUCAACUAAUGAUAAUAGUUUAUAUAAAUUUAAACAAAAACGUUUAUCUACUUUAUGGUUAUAUAUAAGUAAUGAAUUACAAAAUUAUAUAAUUGAUAAUAAAAAACGGUCAUCAUUCAUAUGGACAGAAAAAUUAGCUUAUCUAUUUCAACAUUUAAUUGAUCAGAGUAUAUUUAAAAAGAAUAUGACGAAUAUAAAUACGACGACUAUACUUGUGGAUGAUCAUGAUGAUCGUCGACGUACUGAUGGAAUUUAUACUGUAAACAAAUCUUUUAGUGAAAAUUCUAGUUUAAUUAAUUCUUUAAUUCAAUAUAAUACAAGUCGAAUACCUAGACCUAUUCUAAUAAAUAAAGAAACUUAUUCAUCAUUGACAAAUUCAACAAUGAAAAUGAUUCAAUCUAAUGAAUUUGAAAUAUAUAAUUUAUCAUAUAAAACAGAAUUAGAACAAUUAAAUGAUUUAUUACAAUUAGGAAAUAUUGCAUUUCAUGGAUUAGAUACUGUUCUAAUUAAUGUACAAUUGAAUUUACGUGUACCAUUAUUCUUUUCUGCAUGGAUUGAACGUUCUCAUACUCCUGGUUUAAUGGAUUCACUUAUACCAAUGUUGGAUAAUUGUGAACAACCAGAGUUACCAACCUAUGAAGAAUUGAAAGAUUAUGUUACAGAUAAAUCAAAAUCUUUUGUAACUUCCUCAUCGUCAAAAUUAUUCAAUACAUCACCUCUAGAUUACUCAGCAUCAUCAUCAUCUUCGUCAACACCGUUUCUAUGGAAUCGUGUUCAUGAAUUACGUAACUAUAUUCAUCAUCUUGGUCAAUUAGCUUGGAAAGCAAGAUAUUCAAGUAUUGCGGACCAGCAUUUUUCAGAUGGAUCAUCUAAAUACCUAAACUUUUCUGGAGUUCUACCUGUUCUGUAUAAACUUCAAAAGUUAAAUUAUCAUAGUGAAAUCAAUAGAACAAAUGCUGAAAAAAUUACUAUACGUGAAUUAAUGCAAAUUACACAGCAUACUAUCAACUUUCCGCGUUAUCUGGGUAAAUUAACUUCACGGAAUCACUUGACUAUAAUGCCUAGCGAUAUGCAAGUAUGGGUUACUAAUAUUGAUUAUUACGAUAAACUGGGUCGGUUGUUACAACAAACGUCGUUUAGCGAACUACAAGACUACAUUACAUUUGCAAUACUUCACAAAUAUGGAGGAUACGUUGAUCAAAAAACUGCACAAUUAAAGAAUAAAUUUCUAAAACCAUAUGCAGAAAGCCUUGGAAUUGAUCAAGUUUCUUACUGGCCAUUUUUGUUAGAUUUAGCUUCACCAGGAUUGCAACAAAUUCUUCAAAGCCGAUGGACUUCAAUUCAACUCAAUUAUGCAAUUAAACAGUUUCAUCAUGAAAUUUUAACUCCUGUACAAACGAUAAUGAUUAAGUUGUUAGAUAGAUCACUGUCUGAAACAACGAAAUGUUAUCAGUUAUUAAAUAAGAUAAGUAGUAUAAAAAUUCAACUCACGUCACAUAAUGGUCAUGAUUCGAUGGAAGAUUUUUAUUCUGAGUUAAAAAUUCAAUCUAGACAAAGUCUUUUAAUGCAAUUAGUACAAUUUAAUAAUUUUUUAUCACAAAAAGCAAUAUCUACAGAAUUAUCUAAAUUAAUUCCAGAUCUUGGUCUUAGUUCUGGAGGUAGUAAACUUUUUCAUUAUAUACAAAGUUCUAAUAUAUUGGAAAUUUCACUUCUAUUAUUACAAUGGCCUUAUUUUAUGCCUGAUUUAUCAAUACCCAGAUAUUUGAAUUUUGGAUAUUUAUGGUAUUCCGUAACAAAAAUUCUAUCAAGUUUAUUCAUUAAUAAUAGAUGCUUGGACGUAAGCAUUUUCUAUCAAAGUGAACAAGAUGAAUUUGACCUAUAUGUUCGGAAAUUUUUACUGGAUUCAAAGUUCAUAGAUCAAUGGUUAAUAUGGUCUAAAACACCAAAUGUCUUUCAAUCAAUUUUAGCUAUUGAGAUUACAGGUCGAAUUUAUAAAGAUUAUUUAUCAAUUCAUUAUAAUCAACCAGAUUCUAAUUUACCAGGAAUAUUUCUUACAAAUAAAGAAUUAUUUUACCAGUGGAUAUUUCAACUAAUCUGUCCUGGAUUCGAUUAUGCCAAUACUAUAACGCAUAAUAAUGUUUUACUACAUAGUAUUAAAGAAUGUGAUGUAAUUCGUACAGCUUUGAAAUUAUCACCAACAUUUAGAUGGUUUAUGGAAUGUCCAUGA
Schistosoma rodhaini is the source of this 3573-nucleotide messenger RNA. The record is from the annotation of a GenBank genome assembly. NCBI's taxonomy places the organism in Eukaryota, Metazoa, Platyhelminthes, Trematoda, Strigeidida, Schistosomatidae.